Messenger RNA from Pleuronectes platessa (European plaice), 977 nucleotides. It is a transcript of the gene tcima, whose product is annotated as transcriptional and immune response regulator a. NCBI's taxonomy places the organism in Eukaryota, Metazoa, Chordata, Actinopteri, Pleuronectiformes, Pleuronectidae. Gene Ontology annotation, cellular component: nucleus; cytosol. Gene Ontology annotation, biological process: endothelial cell activation involved in immune response; negative regulation of Notch signaling pathway. Gene Ontology annotation, molecular function: Notch binding. The coding region runs from base 115 to 417 and encodes 100 amino acids. The record is from RefSeq and is a predicted model, not a curated record. The transcript has a single exon.
UGCCUCUCCAGCCUAAAGCCGCUCCGGCUAAGCAACUCAUCCUCAACGAGUUGGAGGGGUUCGCUUGGAGCAGCAAACACAAGUCGACCACCGGGCACACAAAGAGAACUGAAGAUGUCCACGUACGCGAACUCCGAAUGCCGCCGGGUCAGCCCGUCUGUCCACGGCAACAAGUUCGACACGGCGCACCGCAAGAAGGCAGUGGCCAACAUCUUCGAGAGCGUGAACCAGGACGCGCUGAUGAAGCUCUUCCAGAAAACUGGCGACAUGAAGGCGGAGGAGAGAGUGAGGAGCAUCUUCUCCUACACUAUGGACCCGGAGCAGACGUCCCGGGCCCUGAUGGCUCUGAAGCAGCGCAAGAAGGACAAGUUCCUCCAGAUCGUGGGGAUGGUCCGACAGCUGCUCAACCUGAGAUGACCGGCCGGGUGGAAUCUCUCUCUACGGGCUCGUGUGUGAGCCGAAUGUGAAAACACUCAGUGCUGGGUUAUAGCACUCGUCGCCUGGAAAGGCGCGUCAAGGUGCGCGGAGCGUGUGCCGCCAUGCGCCGCCCGGAGGACUCCGUGCCUCGGCUGUGGCCUCGUGGACGGAGGUGACAGCGGAGAGUCCUGCCCGGAGCGGAUGGCGCGGGAUGGAGCCAGUGGGAAUACGAAGGGCAGCCACGUCUUCCUUUUGAGACUUGAAUUCGUGAAUGCACUCCUGUGGAUGCGUGACCGUGGAGCUGCACCGUGCGCAGUUGCACAUCACCGUGUUGAUUCUGCUGCACAGCUGCAAUAUGAGACUUUAUAGUGUCGAAGAACCUGCCUACAUGAAUGCCUGUCCUGAACACAUGCCUUGUCUCGCAGCUUCUCUUUGUUAUAUGAUCAGAAUUCAUUGGUGGCCACUAAUGUGUUAUUUUCACUGAAAUGUUACAGCACAAUGAUUUAUAAUGUUCCUUUAUUUGUCAUUUUUAAUAAAUUAUUGAACUCUUGUCUACAAAA